Triplophysa rosa is the source of this 2154-nucleotide messenger RNA. RefSeq names its product MPV17 mitochondrial membrane protein like (gene mpv17l). Gene Ontology annotation, cellular component: cytoplasm; membrane. The record is from RefSeq and is a predicted model, not a curated record. Lineage: Eukaryota; Metazoa; Chordata; Actinopteri; Cypriniformes; Nemacheilidae.
CAGAUGGAAGCGCACCGCCCCUGUGCGCGCACUAGCUCGAGGGCAGAUUAAUGUAGGAUUUGAGCACCUGACUAAGUAACGGGAAACUGCUGAAACUGCUGAUGACUGUAUGGACUGGACCCUUUUAAUUUAAUUGCUAAAUAUAUUAAUCAAUUGUUAUUCAAAUUUUUUGUCUUGCUGUCUUUUUUGGAGUUGGAACCGAAGUUACUAUCUGUUUUAUUUGGCAGUGCUUUUAUAGCCUAAUGUUUCUGAAGGGUGUUACAGUGAGCUGUCAAACUCUUGUAAUUUAUUUAUUUUGAUGCUAUUUAAAUAUAUAGAGCCAAACUGACAAAGAAGUGGAAGGGCGCUUAAAUUAAUUGUUUAGUUGCUUUGCACUGAUCAAAAGGUCAUAUUCAAUGUCAAUCCACUUUUUAUUUUGUGUCUAUCGAGAACAUUUCUAAAGGUUGCAAAACAUUUUUAGACGAACAUGAGAAAGUCUUUCUUUAAACGAGGGAAGGUGGUUCCUUGGAUAACUAAUGUCACGCUAUACGGAUGCUUGUUUGCGGGUGGGGAUUUUGCGCAUCAGUGUUUUGCGCAAAGGGAUGAGAUUGACUGGAGGCACACGAGAAACGUGGCUAUAGUGGCCCUCGGUUUCCAAGGUAACUUCAAUUACUUCUGGUUACGGGCCUUGGAACGUCGUUUCCCGGGAAGAUCGGCUGGCAUGAUCUUCCGCAAAUUGCUUUUGGAUCAAACUUUUGCAUCACCUUUGGCGACCAGUGUCUUCUACACAGGUGUGAGUUUCUUAGAAGGCAAGGAGGACAUAUUUGCAGACUGGCGAGAAAAGUUUUUUAACACAUACAAGACUGGACUAAUGUAUUGGCCAUUCAUGCAGUUUCUGAAUUUUGUUUUGAUGCCCCUAUAUCUGAGAACAGCAUUCAUGGGCUGUUCAGCAUUCCUGUGGGCUACAUUCUUAUGUUUCUCACAUCAGAGUGGAGAUGGAACAGCAGCAGUGGCUUUAGCCUGGGUCAUGGCCCCCAAAAAAGCACUUCUAGCUCGCAGUUCUGGUGAGGAGAAAUAAUGACAUCGUGCCACGCACGAACAUGCCUUUGUUGAUGGACGGUUCUGUCCUACACUGCUACUACUGUGAUUAUAAAUCUUAUUUAAACUUGUCAUUAUAUUCAACUUACUGCUGUUAUGAACAUGUAUACGUUUACUGUAUAUUUAUGCUGAAAAACAUUACAGCAUUAGGUUUCCAUUCAACUCAAAUGCCUCAUUUGUUUAAUUUAUUCAUAUAACAAUGCUGUGAAAAUGUUUUAAAAGUUAAUACUAGGGGUUAUGUAAAAUAGAAAUAACUCCUAAAGAUAAUAAUGGCAUGUACCUACUUUGGUUGUAUGUGUUGUAUUUAACAUAAAUUCUAAUAAUCAUUUAGUUUAAUUAUCUAAAAUGUCAAUAUGCUUUUGAUUCACAUUGAGAAUAGUGUCUCUUUUUUAAAGAGAAAUGAAGACACAUCCAUGCAUAAGGUUUACAUAACACGCUUCAAUUCCACAUGUUGGAUGCAGUUAUGCAAAAUCUUGUUUAACUUAUAAAUGGAUAUGUUAUUUAUUGUAAUUAUGUAUUAUUUGUCACAGUUUACACGUUGUUUAUCAUGUUUAAUAGUUAAGAUCUAGCAGUGGUUACAUAUGUAAUUUGAACAGCUUCAUGUCAAGCUGCUGUUUAGACAGUGUAUAGGUAAUGUUUAACAUGUUGCAAGACAGAUCAACAUAGAUCAUGGGAGAUAUUGAGGGUGGUUCUGGGUAACUUGUAUAAACAGCUUUUCCUGUGCUGAUUGUCUAUGUGGAUUAAGCAGAUAACGCGUUUGCUAAUCUUUGAAAGGCAGAAAUGUCUGCUGUGCACAAGCUGUCUGCCAUAUAUGACAACGGGGAAAAAAUCUAAAUGUAUAUCAUUUUGCAUGUAAGGAUUUUAAAUGCCUUUGUGUUUUGAUUUUAAAAUGCUUAUUGUAAGACAGGUUGAGAACAAACCCAUAACUGUUUUUAAGGUUUCUUGUUAGAAUUGUAAAGAUAAAAUACCCACUAUUUUUUCAUGACUCAGUAUCUGAUGGUGCAAUUUAGGUAUUAGCAUUAGGUCUUAGAUUAGGUCAUUAGGUCUUUUUUACUCCCUGUUUUUAGCACACUCAAU